UUCCUAGCACUUCAUUGUUUUAUCUUUAUUCUGCCUACAAUACAAAUGAUUAAAUUGUAAUUCUGUUUUAUUUCCUAUAUGUUCUGAAUUAACUUUUAAUUAAUUUCCAUCGUUAAUUUACACUUCUAAUCAAAUAGUGAAUAUUGGAAUGUUUCCGUUCUAGGUACUUCGAUUUGUUCAAAUUUUAAAUUUAAACACUUAAAGAUGGACAAGUAUGAAGGUUGGGGAACAACCGAAAAAACCGAAUUUUUGUCAAAAUGUCAUGAAUUUGUUAAAAAUUCUAAAUCUGAAUUUUCAUUAACGAUUACAACUAAUGGCAAUCCUACUGAUUUGGCCAAAGCUAUUCUCUCACUGUUAAUAGCAUGUAUUAAAGGAAAAAUAAAAACAAACCUUGGUUUAUCUAUUUUAAGUGAUCUAUGUUCAAAUGAAGAAAUAGCUUCUGUUGUAAUGGAUGUCUUCAAUUACUUAGAUACUGACACAGCCCUUUCAGAUAACGGAGGACCAGAAAGAGAAUAUUUUGGAAAUUUUGUCAAAGAAUCGCAAAAGUUAUUGACUGAUAAAUUACUUAAAGAACGAUUAGAAAUUGAUUCGUUAAAGGAUAUAAAGUUAUUAAAUAAUGUUUUUUCUACAAAAUUUAUUAAAAUUAAAACUAAACUUUUCUACAAACAGCGAAAAUAUAAUUUAUUUCGUGAAGAAUCUGAAGGCUAUUCUAAAUUAGUUACAGAAUUAAAUUCUGAUAAUAUGGAUCCUAAAAUCAUGGUUGAAAUUAUUAAAUCAUUGAUUGGUUGUUUCAACUUGGACCCAAAUCGUGUGUUAGAUAUAAUUUUAGAUUCGUUUGAACACCAUACAGAUAAUAAAGCCGAACAUUUUUUUAUUCCAUUACUACAUGAUUAUAUGCCUGAAUCACAGAGGCUAACUGAAGUAUUGGCAUUUAAAUUACGACAAGUGAAUAAUUUAACUCGCUCAUCUUACAGAUUGAUUGCUUUAUUAAUUCAAUACAAUUUAAUUGGACUGGAUAACAUUUAUCCUUGGUUAACUCCAGAUGAUAAAGAUAUUAAAACAAAUUGGGAAAAAGAUAUAAAAAAUGGACAAGACUAUUUGAGGAAAGCAUCAAGUAUGAUCAUAACAAAAGCACCGGAAUCUGAAACUCCUGAUGAUAAUAUUCAGCCUAAACCUGAAGAAAAUCAAAAAUUUUGUUUGUGUGAAGCUAUGUUAGAAAUUGGGGAUUGGAAUACUGCUCAAGUAUUAAUUAAAAGAUUCCCAGAAUACUAUGCUGUAGAGUAUCCUCCUAUUGGUGAUGCACUUUGCUCUCUUAUAAAUCAAGUCAUUAAACCUGUUUAUAAUCAGGUUUUUAAUCUUCAUUCAAAAUCUGUAAAACAUUCAACUGAUGAUCAACCAAAUUCACGUUCUCUUAAACAUGUUUUAACACUAGAAGAAUUUCAUGAUGUAGUCUUACCUAUGUUAAUAACAUUAGGUCCUGGACUACACCGUGAUCCUGUUCUCAUGUUUAAAAUUGUCAGAAUUGUUAGAGAGGCAUUAACUAAUGAAGGGAUUAAAAAUAAAGAUUAUACUCCAUCUGAAACGGGUUUUUAUUUUGACACUUUAUCAUUAUUGGAUCGUGUCUUAUUACCUACUCUUUCAUUAGCAGAAGGAAGUAGUAUUUCAGAACAUCUGUGGACUUUAUUGCAACUUUAUCCUUAUCACUGCAGGUAUGCUCUUUAUAACAGUUGGAAAAAUGAUACGCACAAAUAUCAUCCAAAAUUAUUAACAAAGAAAGUUGAUGUACAGAAAAAAGCUAGAUCUGUAAUGAAACGUCUUUGCAAGGAUAACACCAAACCAUCUAGUCGUGUUAUUGGAAAAAUAUCACAUUAUGCACCUGGCUAUUUAUUUGAUUAUAUACUGGGACAAAUUCAAGUAUUUGAUAAUUUGGCUAGCAUUGUAGUUGAAUGCUUAAAGUACAUGACAAGUUUGUCAUUUGAUGUUCUUGGAUAUUGUAUUGUGGAAACAUUAGGCAAAAGUGGCCAAGAUCGAGUUAAACAUGACGGUACUUCCAUUUCAGUGUGGCUUCAAAGUACAGCAUCAUUUUGUGGUGCCAUAUUUAAAAAGCACCCUGUAGAACUUACGGGGAUUCUUCAAUAUGUAGCCAAUCAAUUAAAAACAGAAAAUAGUUUGGAUCUUCUUAUACUUAAAGAAAUUGUGUUGAGAAUGGCUGGUGUUGAGGUUAUGGAACAAAUAACUCCUGAUCAAAUUGAAGCUAUGUCAGGUGGUGAUUAUCUAAAAACUGAGGCUGGUUACUACAAUCAGAUUAGAAAUACAAAAAAAUCAUCUAUUAGACUGAAAGAAUCAUUAUUAGAUAAUAAUUUGGCUGUUGCUUUAUGCCUGUUAAUUGCUCAACAAAGGCAUAGUGUUAUUUAUAAAGAACAUGAAUCUAUUCAUAUCAAACUUGCGGGGCAGCUCUAUGAUCAAUGCCAAGACACAUUGGUUCAAUAUGGUACAUUUUUGGGGUCUACAUUUUCAAUGGAAGAGUAUAUCAACCACUUGCCAUCUGUACACGAUUUACUUGAUCAACAUCAUGUUCAUAUGGAUGUUGCAUUUUUUCUAGCUAGGCCUAUGUUUAAUCAUUCCAUUAAUACUCGUUUUGAUGCUUUGCGUAAAGCUGACCCCAAUGCAAAAAAGUCCUUAGCUGUGCGGCAAAACAAGUAUGCAGAAGCUCAUAAAGAAGUGAUGUCAUCUAUUGUCAAAUCUGUUGUACCACUCCAUCCUGAAAAGGUGUGGGAAGAUGUGUCACCUGGGUUUUUAGUCACAUUUUGGUCAUUGACUUUAUAUGACUUAUGUGUUCCAAACGAAGCUUAUAAACGAGAAAUUAAUAAACUGAAAGCUCAGUCUUCAGCAAUGGGAGAUUCUAAGCAAGCGAGUACAAAAGUAAAAAAAGAACAAGAACGAUUAGCAAUUACCAUUGCUAAAUUGAACGAUGAAAAGAAAAAACAACAAGAACACGUUGAAAAAAUAUUCUUUAUGUUGAAUCAGGAAAAGGAUUCCUGGUUUUUAUCUCGUUCAGCUAAAGCAGCAAAAAAUGAAACUAUUACUCAGUUUUUACAGUUGUGUUUAUUUCCCCGUUGCAUUUUCACACAUAUGGAUGCUAUGUAUUGUGCUAAAUUUGUUCAAACAUUACAUUCAUUGAAAACGGCUAAUUUUUCGACUCUUUUAUGCUAUGAUAGAUUGUUUUGUGAUAUAACAUAUUCAGUAACACUCUGUACAGAAAAUGAAGCACAUCGUUAUGGUAUAUUUCUUAAUGAAAUGUUAAAAAAUGUAACUCGUUGGCAUUCAACCAAAGAUAUAUUUGAAAAAGAAUGUGCUACUUAUCCUGGUUUUGUGACUAAAUGUAAGAAUAGUGAUCAAUUUGUUCAAUCUAGUAAUGAUCAUGUAGGAUAUGAAAACUUCAGACAUGUUUGUCAUAAAUGGCAUUACAAGAUUACUAAAGCUAUGAUGGUUUGUUUAGAGUCAAAGGAUUAUGUACAAAUUCGUAACUCGUUGAUUAUUCUAAUUAAAAUUGUCAAUCAUUUUCCGGUUUUGGCAAAAUUAGCUACAUUAAUUGAAAAAAAGGUAGAAAAGGUAAGAGAAGAUGAAAAGGAUAAACGUCAAGAUCUCUAUACUUUAGCAACAUCCUAUUGUGGACUACUCAAAGGUAGAGCUAGUCAAUUUCUUAAGGACAGUGAUUUCCAUCUGGUCCACGAAAAGGUAAGUCAAAUAAAAAACAUUGUUGAUAAUAAGUCUGAUGUAACAAAACAUAAUCAAUCUAUUAAGAAAAAAGAUGAAGACACAGUUCCUGAAGCCAAAACCCCACCACUGCCUGUUAUUAAAGUUAUUAAUGGAACAUCAUCAACAGAAUGGGUUGAAGCUGAAAAAAAGAUUAUUGAUAACAAAGCAAAAACAGAAAAACGACCUAUCAAAAUCACAAAUGCUGAAAAAGUCAAUGAAAAAGUUAUAGUACAAGAGAGUAUCACAGAAACUUUGAAGGAAGAAAAAUCUGAUGAAUCAAAUGAAAAGAAAAGAGAAAAACGACAAAGAGAUGAUAAUAUUGACAGAGUAAAAGAUUCUUGGACUGAUGUAGCCAAAACACAAAUACUUACUGCUGGUCCAGGUAGUCAACCUGCCAAUAAUCAAAAUAAAGUUCAGAUCCCGAGGAUUAAUUUAUCACAAAUAUCGAUUAAUAUUGUAGAUGUGGCGAGUAAUGGUUCUCACACUGCUGACGAAAAAGAUAUAAAACGAAAAAAAUUGGACACCAGUCCAAUUACGAAGCAGCUCAUGAAGCAUAAUCCUGACGUCAAAUCUGAGACAAAUGGUUCAACUUUGAUAGAAAAAAAAGAUAAGAAGAUUAAAAAAUCACAAUCUGCUGAUUCAACAUCACUAAAGGAAACUCGGAAAGAUCGUAAAUUAAGCCGCAAACGACAUGAACGACGUGAAGAAACUACUCCUGAAUUGAAGAGACGUAAAGAAGAUGAGAAACAUGUAAAAUCAUCAGCUGAUCUUCGUCACGAUGACAUGGUGGGUGAUAAACACCGGUCUAGUAGAGAAAAAUCUCCUCAUCCGAAAGAAUGGUCCGAACGAACUGAAUCACGCCAUAAAAGGCAUAGGACGGGCGAUAAAAGGAAGUGAUCAAUUUUUUUUCGUCUACAUCAACAUAAUUAUGAAUAUUGUCAUAUAAAAUUGUGAAUAAUUAUUGUAUUUUAAUAUUAUUUCCAUUGUAUUUUAUCAUUUUAUUUUUAUUUUGUUUUUUUUUUUUUUUUUGUUAAUUUGUAUAAAUAAAACAUUUUCUCACGAUUGUAAUAUAUUUAAGAUUAUGUACGCUCAUCUAA
Molecule: messenger RNA, 4856 nt
Organism: Metopolophium dirhodum (rose-grain aphid)
Lineage: Eukaryota; Metazoa; Arthropoda; Insecta; Hemiptera; Aphididae
Gene: tho2
Product: THO complex subunit 2
Exons: 30
Coding region: 205-4656 (1483 amino acids)
Biological process (GO): mRNA processing; mRNA export from nucleus
Cellular component (GO): THO complex part of transcription export complex
Molecular function (GO): mRNA binding
Source: RefSeq, a predicted model, not a curated record